GCCGAGAUCCUCAGACAGAGCAGGCAGCUGAGUCCUCCACACCUCCUUCGCUUCUUCUUCAUCAGCUGAUCCAGCAGCUGUGAUCCGGAUCUGCAGAGAGAGGGGGGAUGGGGGGGGCACACUGAUGUGAACCACACCUCUUCAGACUGGUCGUUAUUGUGAAACAACUGUUCUGUUGGAGCGGACAUGCCGGUUCAGGUCCCGGACGACUCGGACUUCUCCUCGUUCAAAGAGCAGUGUCUGAGCGCGGACGGAUGGACGAGCUGCUACAGUAAGGGGGGGGUAACGGUGUGGUGCCGAGAGGAGGAGAGCAGGACCGUCCAGAAACUCAAGAUGAGGAUCGUGUGUAAGGACGUGCCGGCAGAGACGCUGUACGACGUCCUCCAUGACACCAGCUACCGCAGGAAGUGGGACACCAACAUGAUCGACACGUAUGACAUCGGCAGACUGACCGUGAACGCAGACGUCGGAUAUUAUUCCUGGAAAUGUCCGAGUCCUCUGAAGAACAGAGACUUUGUGACAAUGAGAUCUUGGCUUCCUCUGGGCAACGACUUCCUGAUCAUCAACUACUCUGUCAAACACCCGCAACACCCUCCUAAGAAGGACUACGUCCGCGCUGUGUCCCUGCUCACUGGAUACCUGAUCCAGUCCAACGGAGCCAACUGCUCCACCCUGUACUACCUGACCCAGGUGGACCCCAGAGGUGAGGGGGCAACACUGACCUUUACCACUGUCUUUAAACGCAGCACACACACCCUCAUCUUCACCAGUCAGUCACCUGGGUCUCUACCAAAGUGGGUGGUGAACAGAGUCUCUCAGUUUGUGGCUCCAAAGGCGAUGAGGAAGAUCUACAAGGCGUCUCUGAAGUAUCCGGACUGGAAGAAGAAGCACAACCCGACCCUGAAGCCAUGGAUGUUUCCGGAGCAGAACACGCUGCCAUGCAUCAGCGCGUUGGAGCUGACGCUGCAGCGAGCCGACUCCCUGGAGAACAUCGACGAGAGUGGCGUGAGCGAGGAGAGGACGCACCACAGCGACGACGAAGACACUUAGACACGCAAACUGAUGUCUCUCUGCUUUAUGUUUGUGUGUGUUUGGAAAUUCACAAGAAAUUCACACUGAUCAGACCAGGACCAGCCCGCACCUGAACUGGUCCUGAUCGUUGGUUUCAAUGGUUUCAAUUGUUCCAAUGGUUCUGCUGGAUCCAGUGGUUCUAACCAACCAGCAGCUUUAAAAUCAGUUCUUCAUGUGGUUUUCAGAGUCCGGCCCUGAUCUGGUCUGAUCUGGGGUCAGCUUCCUGCCUGCUGUAGCGUUUAGCUGCUAACAUCAGAUGCUAACAGUUGUAGGGGGUGGGGAGUGAGUGUCACAUGAUCCAAAGAUGUUGAUUAUCCAAACAUAUUACAGCAUGUUGCAGCAAUAAAUAAAUAACUUCUGUCAUGUGACAAAAUUUAUAAAGAGACUCUAAUUCCAUUGAUGAUGAUAACAACUGGUCAUGUGACACAACUUUCCACUCUUAAGUGUUCUUCCCCAAUCCCCUCAACCCCUGACCUCCUGAACCCUGACCUCCUGACCCACUCAACUCCUAACCCUUGACCUCUGACCCCUGACCUCCUGACCCCUGACCUCUGAUCAGGUCCCUGUGGCAGCAGUUAUUUGGUUCUCUGAGUGAAAGAAAUCAUAAUAUUUGUUGUUGAAUAUCAGCUGAUGAUGUUUGAAUAAAAGUGUGAAAUGUU
Seriola aureovittata is the source of this 1730-nucleotide messenger RNA. It is a transcript of the gene stard15, whose product is annotated as StAR-related lipid transfer (START) domain containing 15. Gene Ontology annotation, molecular function: lipid binding. The record is from RefSeq and is a predicted model, not a curated record. NCBI's taxonomy places the organism in Eukaryota, Metazoa, Chordata, Actinopteri, Carangiformes, Carangidae. The transcript is spliced from 6 exons. The coding region runs from base 187 to 1050 and encodes 287 amino acids.